Messenger RNA from Durusdinium trenchii, 369 nucleotides. NCBI's taxonomy places the organism in Eukaryota, Dinophyceae, Suessiales, Symbiodiniaceae. The record is from the annotation of a GenBank genome assembly.
AUGGAGAAAGUGAAGGUGAAGGAGGACGCGCCAAAGAAGUCCCUUCCAUCCGCCCCCAACUGCAUUUUAGUGAAGAAAGCGCCAACCCUCAAGAAGGUGGCCGUGGCCAAGCAGCCUGCGACUCCGAAAGCGAAAGCCAAGGCGAAGGCCAAGGCGAAGGCCAACCCGCAGAACGAUAAGAUGAAGGAGAAGCUGGCGGCGGCGCCCGCGAACCUUAAAGUCUGGGUGGGCGGGUUGGCUGAAGGCACCACUUGGAAGGAGCUGGAUAAGCACAUGGCCACUGGGAUCAAGCCCAAACUCACCCACGUCUAUAAAAAUACAGGCGCCUCUAUGAGACGGAGGAUGAGGUGGCGAAUGCCUGUGGUUUGA